UGCAGACAAACAAGUGAUUGUUGGUCUAUCAGCAGGAGACGUGUGACAUUUGAACUACGGUCUUUUAUUUUUCUGACAACGAUUCCUUUCUGCUGGACUUUAUGCCCACAAAACAAGCAUAAUGCAGAUGUUUUUCUGGCUGGUGGAAAAUAUUUCAAGGACAACUUAAGUCUUUGGUAUGACUCGGCCGGGGUUUGAACUCACGACCUACCCAUCUCAGGCUGGACACUCUAACCACUAGGCCACUGAGUAGAGAAGAAUCAGAAGUCCAGAAGGAAUGGCAAAAUAUAAGAAUGGCCUGAUCAUUCUCCUGGCGACACUCUGUAUCCUGAAAACAGGGAAUGUCAUCAAAUGGUUAAAUGGUCAAUUACACUCAGAAGAACGACACAUCAUCAAGAGAGCAACAGGAGAUGAACUGCUUGUCCACUAUGAGUACCAAGUGUCCAUCGAGCUAAAUGUGACCAGUGUCGACACAAUAGACAUACUUCGCAGCCUGCUGGACAACAGUAGCUCAUCCUUUGCUUUGAGUGCCUCUGCAAAUGUGACACGCAUUGACAUCACAACAGUCUGCAGUCUAAGCAGUGAUGGUUUCCAGUGCAGAUGUGAGGAUCAGCAUCGUUGGUCAUGUGACCAGUGUUUCCAGUAUGGAUCAUGUGACAACAUCACAAACGACACAUGUGGAUGCAUCAACAGCAUUCCUUUUGAUGGACAAUAUUGUCAAUCUGUUGAUCAAUACAAUUUGACAUCUUGUCCUGUUACAACACCUUCUACUACAACAACAACAUAUCCUCCAUUUGUUUAUGAAUCCAUCAUCUCUGUUGAGCUAAACACCACAGAUAUGAGUGUGAUACAACUACUAAAGGACAUUCUGGGUAACACCAGUUACCCCAUCAGCAUCAACAACUACUCAGAAAUCUCUGACAUCAACAUAACUACAGUUUGCAGUCCCAGCAAUGAUGGUUUCCAGUGCAGAUGUGAGGAUCAGCAUCGUUGGUCAUGUGACCAGUGUUUCCAGUAUGGAUCAUGUGACAACAUCACAAAUGACACAUGUGGAUGUAUCAACAGCAUUCCUUUUGAUGGGCAAUAUUGUCUAUCUAUUGAUCAAUACAAUUUGACAUAUUGUCCUGCUACAACACCUUCUACUACGACAACAACAUAUCCUCCAUUUGUUUAUGAAUCCAUCAUCUCUGUUGAGUUGAACACCACAGAUAUGAGUGUGAUACAACUACUAAAGGACAUUCUGGGAAACACCAGUUACCCCAUCAGCAUCAACAACUACUCAGAAAUCUCUGACAUUAACAUAACCACAGUUUGCAGUCCAAUCAGUGAUGGUUUCCAGUGCAGAUGUGAGGAUCAGCGUCAUUGGUCAUGUGACCAGUGUUUCCAGUAUGGAUCAUGUGACAACAUCACUAAUAACACAUGUGGAUGCAUCAACAGCAUUCCUUUUGAUGGGCAAUAUUGUCUAUCUGUUGAUCAAUAUAAUUUUACAUCUUGUCCUGUUACAACACCUUCUACUACAACAACAACAUAUCCUCCAUUUGUUUAUGAAUCCAUCAUCUCUGUUGAGCUGAACACCACAGAUAUGAGUGUGAUACAACUACUAAAGGACAUUAUGGGUAACACCAGUUACCCCAUCAGCAUCAACAACUACUCAGAAAUCUCUGACAUCAACAUAACUACAGUUUGCAGUCCCAGCAAUGAUGGUUUCCAGUGCAGAUGUGAGGAUCAGCAUUGUUGGUCAUGUGACCAGUGUUUCCAGUAUGGAUCAUGUGACAACAUCACAAAUGACACAUGUGGAUGUAUCAACAGCAUUCCUUUUGAUGGGCAAUAUUGUCUAUCUAUUGAUCAAUACAAUUUUACAUCUUGUCCUGUUACAACACCUUCUACUACAACAACAACAUAUCCUCCAUUUGUUUAUGAAUCCAUCAUCUCUGUUGAGUUGAACACCACAGAUAUAAGUGUGAUACAACUACUAAAGGACAUUCUGGGAAACACUAGUUACCCCAUCAGCAUCAACAACUACUCAGAAAUCUCUGACAUUAACAUAACCACAGUUUGCAGUCCAAUCAGUGAUGGUUUCCAGUGCAGAUGUGAGGAUCAGCAUCGUUGGUCAUGUGACCAGUGUUUCCAAUAUGGAUCAUGUGACAACAUCACAAAUAACACAUGUGGAUGCAUCAACAGUAUUCCUUUUGAUGGACAAUAUUGUCAAUCUAUUGAUCAAUACAAUUUGACAUAUUGUCCUGUUACAACACCUUCUACUACAACAACAACAUAUUCUCCAUUUGUUUAUGAAUCCAUCAUCUCUGUUGAGCUGAACACCACAGAUAUGAGUGUGAUACAACUACUAAAGGACAUUCUGGGAAACACCAGUUACCCCAUCAGCAUCAACAACUACUCAGAAAUCUCUGACAUCAACAUAACUACAGUUUGCAGUCCCAGCAAUGAUGGUUUCCAGUGCAGAUGUGAGGAUCAGCAUCGUUGGUCAUGUGACCAGUGUUUCCAGUAUGGAUCAUGUGACAACAUCACAAAUGACACAUGUGGAUGUAUCAACAGCAUUCCUUUUGAUGGGCAAUAUUGUCUAUCUAUUGAUCAAUACAAUUUUACAUCUUGUCCUGUUACAACACCUUCUACUACAACAACAACAUAUCCUCCAUUUGUUUAUGAAUCCAUCAUCUCUGUUGAGUUGAACACCACAGAUAUGAGUGUGAUACAACUCCUAAAGGACAUUCUGGGAAACACCAGUUACCCCAUCAGCAUCAACAACUACUCAGAAAUCUCUGACAUUAACAUAACAACAGUUUGCAGCCCAAGCAGUGAUGGUUUCCAGUGCAGAUGUGAGGAUCAGCAUCAUUGGUCAUGUGACCAGUGUUUCCAGUAUGGAUCAUGUGACAACAUUACAAAUGACACAUGUGGAUGCAUCAACAGCAUUCCUUUUGAUGGACAAUAUUGUCAAUCUAUUUAUCAAUACAAUUUGACAUCUUGUCCUGUUACAACACCUUCUACCACAACAACAUAUCCUCCAUUUGUUUAUGAAUCCAUCAUCUCCGUUGAGCUAAACACCACAGAUAUGAGUGUGAUACAACUACUAAAGGACAUUCUGAGAAACACCAGUUACCCCAUCAGCCUCAACAACUACUCAGAAAUCUCUGACAUCAACAUAACUACAGUUUGCAGUCCAAGCAGUGAUGGUUUCCAGUGCAGAUGUGAGGAUCAGCAUCGUUGGUCAUGUGACCAGUGUUUCCAGUAUGGAUCAUGUGACAACAUCACAAAUGACACAUGUGGAUGCAUCAACAGCAUUCCUUUUGAUGGACAAUAUUGUCAAGCUAUUGAUCAAUACAAUUUGACAUAUUGUCCUGUUACAACACCUUCUACUACAACAACAUAUCCUCCAUUUGUUUAUGAAUCCAUCAUCUCUGUUGAACUGAACACCACAGAUAUGAGUGUGAUACAACUACUAAAGGACAUUCUGGGAAAUACCAGUUACCCCAUCAGUAUCAACAACUACUCAGAAAUCUCUGACAUCAAUAUAACCACAGUUUGCAGUCCAAGCAGUGAUGGUUUCCAGUGCAGAUGUGAGGAUCAGCAUCGUUGGUCAUGUGACCAGUGUUUCCAGUAUGGAUCAUGUGACAACAUCACAAAUGACACAUGUGGAUGCAUCAACAGCAUUCCUUUUGAUGGACAAUAUUGUCAAUCUAUUGAUCAAUACAAUUUGACAUCUUGUCCUGUUACAACACCUUCUACCACAACAACAACAUAUACUCCAUUUGUUUAUGAAUCCAUCAUCUCUGUUGAGCUAAACACCACAGAUAUGAGUGUGAUACAAAUACUAAAGGACAUUCUGAGAAACACCAGUUACCCCAUCAGCCUCAACAACUACUCAGAAAUCUCUGACAUCAACAUAACUACAGUUUGCAGUCCAAGCAGUGAUGGUUUCCAGUGCAGAUGUGAGGAUCAGCAUCGUUGGUCAUGUGACCAGUGUUUCCAGUAUGGAUCAUGUGACAACAUCACAAAUGACACAUGUGGAUGCAUCAACAGCAUUCCUUUUGAUGGACAAUAUUGUCAAUCUAUUGAUCAAUACAAUUUGACAUAUUGUCCUGUUACAACACCUUCUACUACAACAACAACAUAUCCUCCAUUUGUUUAUGAAUCCAUCAUCUCUGUUGAGCUGAACACCACAGAUAUGAGUGUGAUACAACUACUAAAGGACAUUCUGGGUAACACCAGUUACCCCAUCAGCAUCAACAACUACUCAGAAAUCUCUGACAUCAACAUAACUACAGUUUGCAGUCCAAGCAAUGAUGGUUUCCAGUGCACAUGUGAGGAUCAGCAUCGUUGGUCGUGUGACCAGUGUUUCCAGUAUGGAUCAUGUGACAACAUCACAAAUGACACAUGUGGAUGCAUCAACAGCAUUCCUUUUGAUGGACAAUAUUGUCUAUCAAUCAAUCAAUACAAUUUUACAUCUUGUCCUGUUACAACACCUUCUACUACGACAACAGCAUAUCCUCCAUUUUUUUAUGAAUCCAUCAUCUCUGUUGAGCUAAACACCACAGAUAUGAGUGUGUUACAACUCCUAAAGGACAUUCUGGGAAACACCAGUUAUCCCAUCAGCAUCAACAACUACUCAGAAAUCUCUGACAUUAACAUAACCACAGUUUGCAGUCCAAGCAGUGAUGGGUUCCAGUGCAGAUGUGAGGAUCAGCAUCGUUGGUCAUGUGACCAGUGUUUCCAGUAUGGAUCAUGUGACAACAUCACAAAUGACACAUGUGGAUGCAUCAACAGCAUUCCCUUUGAUGGACAAUAUUGUCAAUCUAUUGAUCAAUACAAUUUUACAUCUUGUCCUGUUACAACACCUUCUACUACAACAACAACAUAUCCUCCAUUUGUUUAUGAAUCCAUCAUCUCUGUUGAGUUGAACACCACAGAUAUGAGUGUGAUACAACUACUAAAGGACAUUCUGGGAAACACCAGUUACCCCAUCAGCAUCAACAACUACUCAGAAAUCUCUGACAUUAACAUAACAACAGUUUGCAGUCCAAGCAGUGAUGGGUUCCAGUGCCGAUGUGAGGAUCAGCAUAGUUGGUCAUGUGACCAGUGUUUCCAGUAUGGAUCAUGUGACAACAUUACAAAUGACACAUGUGGAUGCAUCAACAGCAUUCCCUUUGAUGGACAAUAUUGUCAAUCUAUUGAUCAAUACAAUUUGACAUAUUGUCCUGUUACAACACCUUCUACAACAACAACAACACAUCCUCCAUUUGUUUAUGAAUCCAUCAUCUCUGUUGAACUGAACACCACAGAUAUGAGUGUGAUACAACUACUAAAGGACAUUCUGGGAAACACCAGUUACCCCAUCAGCAUCAACAACUACUCAGAAAUGUCUGACAUCAACAUAACUACAGUUUGCAGCCCAAGCAGUGAUGGUUUCCAGUGCAGAUGUGAGGAUCAGCAUCGUUGGUCAUGUGACCAGUGUUUCCAGUAUGGAUCAUGUGACAACAUCACAAAUGACACAUGUGGAUGCAUCAACAGUAUUCCUUUUGAUGGACAAUAUUGUCAAUCUAUUGAUCAAUACAAUUUGACAUAUUGUCCUGUUACAACACCUUCUACUACAACAACAACAUAUUCUCCAUUUGUUUAUGAAUCCAUCAUCUCUGUUGAGCUGAACACCACAGAUAUGAGUGUGAUACAACUACUAAAGGACAUUCUGGGAAACACCAGUUACCCCAUCAGCAUCAACAACUACUCAGAAAUCUCUGACAUCAACAUAACUACAGUUUGCAGUCCAAGCAAUGAUGGUUUCCAGUGCAGAUGUGAGGAUCAGCAUCGUUGGUCAUGUGACCAGUGUUUCCAAUAUGGAUCAUGUGACAACAUCACAAAUGACACAUGUGGAUGCAUCAACAGCAUUCCUUUUGAUGGACAAUAUUGUCAAUCUAUUGAUCAAUACAAUACCUCUGGUUGCCCUAUCUCAACCACCUUUCCUACAACGCAUACAACAACUGCCAGUACAACAACAACAACAACAACAACAACAACAACAACAACAACAACAACAACAACAACAACAACAACAACAACCACAACCACAGCCACAACCACAACAACAACCCCAACCACAACCCCAACCACAGCAACAACCCCAACCACAACCACAACCACAAACACAACAACAACUCCCUCACCUGCAACUCCAACAACAGCUCCUUCAACUACAGUGUCUCCACCAACAGAAUUUGAGCUGGAAAUGUCAGUCAGAUUGGACAUGGAAUACUCGGUUGAAUUGGGCGAUACAACAAGUGCUGCUUUCCAAGAGUUGGAGUCUCAAAUCUUACCUGUGUUAAGUGAACAGUACGGUACAAUAACAGGAUUCAUUAGCGUUAUUGUGAGAGCUUUCAGCCCAGGCAGUGUGAUCGCAGACUUUGUUUUACGAACAUCACAAGUUUAUCAUCAGGAAUUGGCUGCUGUCAAUCAAAGACUCCCUGUAGCAAUGCAACCAAUCGCCAACGUUAUCGGCUCUGUUAGGGCAUUUUACAACAGUGGGACGACAAUCCUAUCCCCGGCAGUGACGUAUACUGACAGCUCCAUGACGCUGAUAUGUGGUCCCAUUCCUGCCAGCAUUAAUCUGGGCAACAUCACGGACACCGAGUGGAAUCUGAACGGACAGGAUAUCAAAGAGAACAGAAGAUUUCAAAUAGCUACAUCUGAUCGACAGUCUGACUUAACAAUUGGGAACGUAAUUCUGGCGGAUGCUGGGUUAUAUGAAUGCAAUCUGAUGAGCAGAGUUAUGACAUUUGUACAAAAUGGAAGAGCUAACAUCAACCAAGCUCCAAAUAUUCGACUCGCGGGUCAAGUCAACGUGAAAUGUUCAGAGGAAGCGACGCAGUCCAUUCAGUGCUGUGUGCAGUCCGAUUAUGUCGUGCACUGGUUCCAGGACAACACGCAGUUAAGUUCCGACAUCAGUACUGAAGGGGGAAGCUACUGCAUCACGCACAGACACCGAAUAACCGGCUGUAGCGCUUCCACGACACAAUCGUUACGUUUUGUUUGUCGAGUGGAAACACCAAGCGGCUUUGAGAAGACCCUAACCAUGAUCAUUUUUACUGACGAUGUUUUAUGUAACGACGGUGUGUACGGGAGCGGACGACUCGGCGACUUGUCAACUGCAGCAUGCGAUGCUGGUCAGGAGGGCAGCCGGACCGCACGAUGCAGCAGCACGGGACUGUGGCGUCUUCAGGAAGACAACUGCAUCGUAGCACAGAUCAAGGACUUGCUCGUCAUUUCCGAGGAUUUGAUUGAAGAGGAUGUGCCACAAUUUGCUGCAAAUCUUAGUCAGGUUGUCCAGGAGGAAAGAGAAGACAUUUCCAAUUCAUCUGCAACCAUCUCAGCCAUCGUUGACCUCCUGAGCACAAUUGCAAAUGUUUCCCAAGAAGUGAACCGAGAUGUGAUGGAGAAUGUGCUGGAAACAGUCGAUGUAAUUAUUGGUGACGACGCCAGAGAGUCCUGGGAAAUUCUGAGAGAGAACGUCACCCGCAAUGCGAGCUCACAAUUACUGGAUUCGAUGGAGAUUCUCUCCGACGGAUUGGUAGGAGAGUUCCUCAUCAGAACUGGGUCGAUUCUGCUCAAUAGAACAUCGUUCAAUGACUUCUUCUUGGCGGACUUCAACUCCAGCGUUGUCAUUGACAUUUCUAGCACCGACUUAAACAACGUGUCCAUCACCACCAUUGUUUUCUCCACUCUUGAUAAUGUCCUUCCACCUCGGAACUCCAGCUUUAAUGGCACCCUCGCCCAAACCACAGGAACGUCUGUUGAAUUUAAUGACAUCAUUAAUGCUGAAGUGACGCUUGUCAGAGUGAGUGCAGAAAUUCAGAAUGUUACUCUGAGCUUCCAAAAACUGAACAACUCCUUGGAAAAUAACCCGCAGUGCGUCUUCUGGAACUAUACCAUUUUUGAUAACUUGGGUGCCUGGGAUGAUGAGGGUUGCACUUUAAUUUCAGAUAUCAACAACACUGUGACUUGCAACUGCAACCACCUCACCUCAUUCUCCAUCUUGAUGGCAACUGAUAUCCCGGAAUCAAUUCGAGUUGCUCUGGACGUCAUCACAUAUGUUGGAGUUGGAAUAUCUCUGGCAAGUCUUGUCAUAUGUCUCAUCAUUGAAGCAUAUGUUUGGAAAGCCAUGACCAGGAACAGCACUGCCUUCAUGCGCCAUGUUUCCAUUGUCAACACCGCCCUGUCUUUGUUGAUUGCUGACAUUUGCUUCAUUAUUGCUGCCUCCUUUGCCAAGAACCCACUUGAAAACCCAGGAGAGGAUCAUCAGGUUCCUUUGGGACCGUGUAGCACCGCAACAUUUUUUAUGCACUUUUUCUACCUGGCUUUAUUCUUUUGGAUGCUGGUGUCAGGACUUCUCCUCUUCUACCGAACCGUCAUGGUCUUCUCCCACAUGUCGAAGUCAGCCAUGUUGGCCAUUGGCUUUCUGUUUGGCUAUGUGUGCCCUCUUAUAAUAGCUGUUAUCACUGUUGCUGUCACAGCCCCGGGGAAAGGAUAUAUCAGAGAAAACGAUGCAUGCUGGCUGAACUGGGUCAAGACCAAGGCCCUGCUGGCCUUAGUGAUACCGGCUCUGAUCAUCGUUGUCAUAAACAUUCUGAUUGUAAUCGUGGUCUUGUUCAAAAUGCUGAGAAGAGGUGUGAGGGAAGCAAACGCCACAGAUGAAACGCACACGCUGGUUGUCAUUGCCAGAUGUGUGAUCAUUCUGACUCCUCUCUUUGGGUUGACCUGGUCUUUGGGGGUGGGGACCAUGAUCUCACCCACAAAUGAGGGGAUCCAUAUUGCAUUUGCCUUCUUCAACUCACUGCAGGGAUUCUUCAUUUUAGUCUUUGGGACACUGUGGGAUUCAAAGAUCCGAGCCAUCCUCUCCAGAAAGCUGCCGACUUCAGGCAGCGGCUCCAGCUCCAAUCAAACUGCCAGUACAAGUCGUGGCAUUUCUUCUAUGGCUGGACUAAAAUGGAUCAGCAGACUCCAACGAAGAUAUAUUUACCAUGUGUCAGAAGUUGCAAACUCAAGCAGCUCCAGCGGCUCCCAGUCCUACUCCAACACUUAAAUACAACCAACUCUGACUCGCUGAACUACAUUUACAUUUAGCUAAGUCCACAAUACCAGUGUCUCAACUAAAUUUACAUUUAGUAAAUUCCACAAUAAAGUCCACAAUACGAGUGUCUAAACUACAUUUACAUUUAGUAAAGUCCACAAUACCAGUGUCUCAACUACAUUUACAUUUAGUAAAGUCCACAAUACCAGUGUCUCAACUACAUUUACAUUUAGUAAAGUCCACAAUACCGGUGUCUCAACUACAUUUACAUUUAGUAAAGUCCACAAUGUCGGUGUCUCAACUACAUUUACAUUUAGUAAAUUCCAGAAUAAAGUCCACAAUACGAGUGUCUAAACUACAUUUACAUUUAGUAAAGUCCACAAUACCAGUGUCUUAACUACAUUUACAAUUAGUAAAUUCCACAAUAAAGUCCACAAUACGAGUGUCUAAACUACAUUUACAUUUAGUAAAGUCCACAAUACCAGUGUCUCAACUACAUUUACAUUUAGUAAAGUCCACAAUACCGGUGUCUCAACUACAUUUACAUUUAGUAAAGUCCACAAUAUCGGUGUCUCAACUACAUUUACAUUUAGUAAAGUCCACAAUAUCGGUGUCUCAACUACAUUUACAUUUAGUAAAGUCCACAAUACCAUUGUCUCAACUAAAUUUACAUUAAGCAAAGUCCACAAUACCAGUGUCUCAACUCCAUUUACAUUUAGUAAAGUUCACAAUACCGGUGUCUCAACUACAUUUACAUUUAGUAAAGUCCACAAUACCGGUGUCUCAACUACAUUUACAUUUAGUAAAGUCCACAAUAUCGGUGUCUCAACUACAUUUACAUUUAGUAAAUUCCACAAUAAAGUCCACAAUACGAGUGUCUCAACUACAUUUACAUUUAGUAAAGUCCACAAUACCAGUGUCUCAACUACAUUUACAUUUAGUAAAGUCCACAAUACCGGUGUCUCAACUACAUUUACAUUUAGUAAAGUCCACAAUAUCGGUGUCUCAACUACAUUUACAUUUAGUAAAUUCCACA
Entelurus aequoreus (snake pipefish) is the source of this 10109-nucleotide messenger RNA. Its product is annotated as mucin-2-like. The record is from RefSeq and is a predicted model, not a curated record. Gene Ontology annotation, cellular component: membrane. NCBI's taxonomy places the organism in Eukaryota, Metazoa, Chordata, Actinopteri, Syngnathiformes, Syngnathidae. Gene Ontology annotation, molecular function: G protein-coupled receptor activity. Gene Ontology annotation, biological process: cell surface receptor signaling pathway; G protein-coupled receptor signaling pathway. The transcript is spliced from 66 exons. The coding region runs from base 278 to 9085 and encodes 2935 amino acids.